AUGCAUCCAUCACACCUGCUCCUCCUUGCCGGGACAACCGUGGCCCAGUCCCUGCAAGAUGUCCUCACCGCCCAGAGCGCCACACUCUCCACGCUCAACGGCUGGCUCGCCUCUGAGGCCCUCAUCUUCGACAUCCUCAACAGCGCCCAGGGCAUUACCAUACUGGCCCCGAGCAACAAUGCCCUCGCUGCGCUGUACAGCACCACUCUGCCGACGCAGCUGGCCCUGGACUCGAAUUUACUGACGGCCUUUCUGAGUUAUCAUGUUCUCGACGGGGUGUUUUUUGCGUCGGACUUUUUGAAUAACCCUGUUGCGUCGGCGCCGACGUUUUUGAACAUGCAGGCGUACUCGAAUGUGUCUGGCGGCCAAGUGGUGCAGUCACGCUCGCAGAACGGGGGUAUUACCUUUUUCAGUGGGAAUAACGUUCAGUCCAACGUGCAGGCCUAUGACUUCAACUACGUCGGCGGGACGCUCCACAUCAUCGACACAGCCCUCACCAUCCCCGCCCGCAUCACCGACACGCUCAUCACCACAGGCCUAACCGCAUGCGUCGGCGCCCUCCAACGCGCCGGCAUCGAAGCAGCCGUCAACAACGCCCCCGACAUCACGCUGUUUGUCCCCACCAACGCGGCCUUUGACGCCAUCGGUAGUAUCCUCAACGGCAUGACGCUGGAGCAGCUGACGACGGUGCUGAAUUACCAUGUGGUGCGGGGCCAGGUGCUGUAUAGCCAGUUGAUUAAGGGAGGCGGGACGGUGGUGACGGCGGAAGGGGCGGCGCUGAAUUUUAGGGUGGUGCAGGGGGCGUUGUUUGUGAACAGUGCGAGGGUGGUGGUGACGGAUGUGUUGGUGGGCAAUGGGGUAGUGCAUUUUAUUGAUGGAGUCCUCAACCCAGCAAACCCAACCGCAACCCCCGACCCCUCAGCCGCAACCCAAGCCCCUGCCUUCAGCGGCGCCAACACAGCCGCCGGCGGGGUCCCCUUCACCUCGUCCAUCAUCCUCAGCACGACUACCACGCUGAUCCCGACGGGGCCCACGCCCACGGCUAGCAGUGGGGCUACACCGCCGCCGCCGGUUGUUACUGCUGGUCGACCACAUAUGUAUGGUAAUUACCUUAUUAGAUGUUGA
This is a messenger RNA of Dichotomopilus funicola, 1125 nucleotides long. Its product is annotated as FAS1 domain-containing protein. NCBI's taxonomy places the organism in Eukaryota, Fungi, Ascomycota, Sordariomycetes, Sordariales, Chaetomiaceae. The transcript has 4 exons. Gene Ontology annotation, cellular component: fungal-type vacuole membrane. The coding region runs from base 1 to 1125 and encodes 374 amino acids. The record is from RefSeq and is a predicted model, not a curated record. Gene Ontology annotation, biological process: macroautophagy.